Messenger RNA from Oryza sativa Japonica Group (Japanese rice), 2450 nucleotides. RefSeq lists its product as uncharacterized. The record is from RefSeq and is a predicted model, not a curated record. NCBI's taxonomy places the organism in Eukaryota, Viridiplantae, Streptophyta, Magnoliopsida, Poales, Poaceae.
ACCCUCCUUCCCUUUUCGUCGUCUUCCUUCCCACUCCGCUCCGCCUCCACCACCGCGCGAGAAGAGAAGCUUCUGGAAGCUAGGGUUUCCCCGUCCCCAUGGCCGCCGCCGUCAUCGUGGAGGUCCUUGCGGGCGGGCGCCUCGUCGCGGCUCUCCCGCCGCCGCCGCCGGAAUCUGAGUUGCUGCCGACGCGAGACGUCAUCGCUUCGUUUCCCCCACCGCCGCCGCUGCAGUCUCCCGUGCGGAAGGCCGUCGCGGCCGUCCUGGCGCGCAGCCGUCUCGCCGCGGCGGCCGCCGACGCGCUCAUGUACCUGUGGAUCGCGGGCCUGUGGCCUGUGGGUCGCCAGUGCGGCCAUGGCCGCCUCGCACGUCGCGGUCCGCGUCCAAGGCGAGGGCUCCCGCGCGAACGCCGUGGCGUUGCAGGUCUCCCUCGCCGCCAGUCUCGUCGUCCUGCCGGUCGUCCCCGUCGCGUUGUCGCUGCACGCCAUCCGCAUCGCCGUCUCCGGCACCGGCGAAGACACCGAGCCAGACAAGCCUGCUCCGGAGAGCUUUGCAGCAUCAGUGAGGGCAUCGUUCAGUCACCCCAUCCUAGCUGCAUCCGCCGCUAUAACGCCUUUCGCCGUGCUGGUGCCUGUUGGCAAUCUGGUGAAGGGGAUCUCAGCUGCCAGUGGAUCACGCGGGGAGAGAAUCGGUUCUGCGAUCGAGGUUGUGGGGCUCGUCGGCUUUUACCCGAUGUUCCUCUUCUUCUUUCUUCCCACUGCUGCGUGGAUGGUGUGGAGGAGGGUCAAGCUACCUGCAGGCCAUGGCCAGCGUGUUGCUCCGGUGUAGCCAAGCUGCCGAGGCUUCAAGAGAAGUGCUGUGAAGAUGGACAAGGACCUAGAAGAUGACUCUUGCUGAUGGUUAAUUACGAGCUUACGGCUGAUUCCAACAGAUAAAAGUUUUGAGAACUAUGGCUCAUAUUUGCUGAUUUCUAGUACACUGCACCUACGAACUUUAUUUUGUCACUAUAUAUGAGUUUAAUUCUAGUAAUACAGUAGGAUAUGUGCCACGAGCUCUGCCUCUGACAAUUUCGUAGUGGUAGUACAGAUUAAUUGGAAUCAGAUUUUACAUUUGUGCUGUUCAAUAUAAUCUGGUCUUGCUUUCUCGAUUAAAAGUCAAGCUGUGUGUGUUGUUCUCUCAUGAUAGAGUGAGAUUUUGCUAUCUAUGAGCACGCAUGCAUCCUUCUAGUUCCAAAAAGUAUGAUUCAUGUUUUAGGGAUUACCUAGUGAAUUCGAUAUAUAGUCACUUCGUGGAUUUCACAUUGUUGUAGUACGUUUUCUUAGUUACAUAAUCCCCCCCCUUUUUAUUUUUUGAAUCGCUACAUGUAGUGGCUAAUGGCAGGAAUGUCUGUUCCAUUAUUUAGAAAAAUGUUUCCUCCUGUUGAUCAGAACAUUGCUAUGAAAUUAUUUGCAUUUUAUUGGUGAAUCAUCAUCUUUUAUCAGUGCAUCGAUCAAGACGCCUACGCUAGAGAUACCUCACCAGAGCACCAUUAGAGUGAUGAUGUUGCCCUUUUUUUACAUGACAAAGUAAUGCUUGGAUGGCUCUUCUGCAUGCCUUUCAUUUUUCUCAUGCUUGUGGGGGUUCUGAUGGAGGGAUCUCGGAGUGAAAGGAUUGGCUCUAUAUUUCCGGAUGUUGGAUCCUUGGGCAACUCUGUGCUGUAUUGCUUCCUCAUCUCACCUGCUUUAAUCCUGCAGACCUGGAGGAUGAAAUAGGUAGUGGUGGCAUAGUUGAGGUAUCUGUCCUUUACUUUGGCUUUCUCAUUGUUUAUCUUCCAUAUAAUCUCUUUAUUUUACGAGCAUUAUAUAUAUAUUGUUAUCCUACUGAUUAUGGUUACUAGCUCUGUUGAGUAACAAUGUGCAGAGAAUUCCUCCACUUUUGCAAUCCUUUGUCCUUCUACUGGUAAUCAGGAAAUAAGAACUCAUCGCGGUUCCUUAAAAUUGCAAAUAAUGGUUCUACUUGGUAAAAUGUGCUCAGUUGUAGUCUUGAGCUAUUUAUAUGCUGGCCCUAUUAUGAAUAUACAAAAAUUUGGGCAGUGCUAUUCCAUUGCAUUGAAGCCCAACCAAACAAGGCCGAAAGGACAUUUCGUUCAUAGAUAUCCUGAUAUCCACUAGUGCUCACUCAAGUGAUAUGUUAUACAGGUUAUCUAACAAGUUGGCUAUUUUACUAACGAAGAGGAGAGAAGUGCUACAAGAAGCUAUGUGUAGUCCAUUCACAUUUCUGAAGGUUAAUCACUCAUCCGGCCAUCCCAACACAUAUCGAACUUGCGACAGAAGAUGUUUCUUUUUACAGAGUCGCUGCUUCUUCGAUGCCUAGUAAUACAUCUUAAUUCUCUUAAGGGCCCUAUUCUGUGAACUGUUACUAUAUAUAUAUGCCCCAUCACUAAUUGUUCUAGUGAUUAUACUUAGUACUCA